AUGGACGAGGUCGUUUACCAGUCUCUUCUGCAUUUGACCUGGAUCGACGAGCUACUCGAAAAUAUCAAAACCAUUUUCAUAGAUCUAUAUAAGGAGCAGCUGAAGGGGCCGAGGUGCAGAGUGGUGGAAUAUCCGUUCGACCCUUAUUUCGAGCAGCAACUUCAAGAGCUGGAGCGCGCCGCGGGAUCCUCUAUCGAAGAUGGGCCUCGACUAAUUGUGGAAGAUAAGAAAGAUACAUUAGCCCAUGCGGACACAGGAGGGCCACCACCUCCACCGGUUCCCGGUCUCUUGCCUGUGCAGCAACGAGCUGCACAGGUGUCGGUGGUGUCAGAAGAUAGUACGCCAUCCAUGUCCCCGGGGACCUCGCGAUCCGCGUCUCCGGCACGAAACCACAUUUUGACAGGGAAGUCUGGGCCUGGCGGGCGGGUUUCAAGGCGUGCUCGCAAGGCUGCCAGUGCUACUAACUCUGCUCAAAAUGGCGACACCCCCAAGAAAGGGAAGACUCCGAAAGGUGGGCAAAAGAAGCUGAGGAAAUGGGGCGUGGAUGGUCUUGCCGAGGAGGAUGAUGGGGAGAUCCUUGACUACUCCGCUUCGGAUGCAAAUGCUCCCGAGUCGGCGCCAGGAGUUCAAGUUGAAGCAGUUGAUUCUAGUAAAUGGGGCACCAAAACCUCCAAAGGCCAAUUUGUUUUGAAGGAUUUAGGAGAUGAGGUCCAUUCUAUCUUGGAAAAAGCAGACCAGCAGAAAACCAAGUCCAGUACCUCCAGUGGCAUGGUCAGUUCUGGUCUCGGUGCGAUCAGUGGUUUAUUCCGUAACGUGAUCGGUGGAAAGGUUUUGACGAAGGCAGACCUUGAGAACCCGUUAAAGGCCAUGGAAGACCAUCUAUUGAAGAAGAACGUUGCGCGCGAGGCUGCUGUCCGACUAUGCGAGGGCGUGGAACAAGAGCUAGUCGGAAAGAAAACAGGCAGUUUCCAGAGCAUUGAUGCCGCACUCCGGUCGGCAAUGGAAUCUUCGCUUCAAAAGAUUCUCACGCCCACUUCGUCCCUGGAUCUUCUCCGCGAAAUUGAGGCCGUAACCUCGCCUCACGAUAGGCAGCAAGCUCGCCGACCAUACGUGAUUUCAAUCGUGGGCGUCAAUGGAGUGGGUAAGUCGACUAACCUCAGCAAAAUCUGUUUUUUCCUCCUUCAAAACAACUACAAGGUUCUCAUCGCUGCCUGCGACACGUUCCGUUCUGGGGCUGUGGAGCAGCUGCGCGUCCAUGCACGGAACUUGAAGGAGCUGAGCGAGAGGGAAAACGUUGGCCAUAUCGAACUGUAUGAAAAGGGAUACGGCAAAGACGCUGCAAACGUUGCCAAAGAUGCGGUCGCCUACGCCGCAAGCAGCAACUUUGACGUCGUCCUCAUCGACACCGCAGGUCGUCGACACAACGACCAGCGGCUGAUGUCCUCGUUGGAGAAGUUUGCCAAAUUUGCGGCUCCAGAUAAGAUUUUCAUGGUUGGCGAAGCACUUGUCGGCACGGACAGUGUCAUGCAAGCGCGGAAUUUCAACCAAGCGUUUGGAACCGGGAGGGGCCUUGACGGGUUCAUCAUCAGCAAGUGCGACACUGUUGGGGACAUGGUUGGGACACUGGUCAGCAUGGUGCACGCGACCGGCAUCCCCAUCGUCUUCCUUGGAGUCGGCCAGCAUUACGGCGAUCUCAGGGGCUUGAGCGUCUCGUGGGCGGUUGGGCUGCUGAUGAGGUAA
Molecule: messenger RNA, 1740 nt
Organism: Uncinocarpus reesii 1704
Lineage: Eukaryota; Fungi; Ascomycota; Eurotiomycetes; Onygenales; Onygenaceae
Exons: 3
Coding region: 1-1740 (579 amino acids)
Biological process (GO): SRP-dependent cotranslational protein targeting to membrane
Cellular component (GO): signal recognition particle receptor complex; endoplasmic reticulum membrane
Molecular function (GO): GTPase activity; ATP hydrolysis activity; GTP binding
Source: RefSeq, a predicted model, not a curated record